This is a messenger RNA of Molossus molossus (Pallas's mastiff bat), 2157 nucleotides long. RefSeq names its product IGF like family receptor 1 (gene IGFLR1). The transcript is spliced from 4 exons. The record is from RefSeq and is a predicted model, not a curated record. NCBI's taxonomy places the organism in Eukaryota, Metazoa, Chordata, Mammalia, Chiroptera, Molossidae. Bases 723 to 1661 code for a protein of 312 amino acids.
AGCCACAGCUGCAGCUGAAGAACUUCAAGCAGGUGGAAAAUUAUCGGACUCAGGGCCCAACACCCUAGAAACCUCCAAGUGGGACUGGUAGGGGUGGGGGGCACCUUCGUGCUGGAAACUUCAUUAAUCCAUCUGAGGCUUUUCAAGGGGAAGACGCCUGGUGUGGCAAAUUGGAGGAGUCCCAGCCCAGAGGAGAUUGGAGUUAGGAGCCAAGGUAAGGUCCCUUGAAGUUGAUAGGGAAUCAAGUAGAUGAGGCCUGGGGGCUCUAUCCCCGAUUCCCUGAAAUGGGGGUUAGUAAUACCUAAUAUAAAGCUUACCAUAUGCCAGGUGCUGUCCUAAGAGCUUUACUUCUAGUAAGGUGUUUUAAAUCAUUUUUAUUUUUCAAUUACAGUUGAUUCUAGUAAGAGUUUUAAUUCUCUACAAUAACCUUAUGAGACAGGUGGUAUUAGCCUUCAUACGGAUGGAACGGCCGAGAUGGGAUAUGAAUCCACGCAGUCAGGCUUCAGAGCCCUUGCUCUAGCAAUCUGGAGGACUUGUGGCCUCUGGUAUGGGCCAGGAGUUGGACUGGGGUGGAGGUAGAGUCCUGGCUUUCACAGGUGUCUAGGGGUCCUAUGCCCCAACGUCCACUGUUUCCUUCUUCCUGGUUUCCUGGGAAAGCCGCAAAGGCGCUGUGAACGGAAGUCCUGCGGUCGCGGGCCCCUAGGCUGCAGACCCCGCCGGGGAUGGAGCCCCAGUGCCUCCUCUUGUUUGCCGCGCUGCUCCUGGGGCAGGGGGUGCUGCAGGAAGCCUCCCAGUUCUGCAGCCCCCUAGAGUACUGGAACCCUGACACCCUGAGCUGCCGCAGCUGCCUGCAGCGCUUCGGGACCCCGAAGCCUGGCCAUGAGUUUUCGGAAAACUGCGGGCUCAAUGACUUUGGUGAUCACGAAAGGCACCCCUUCAAAGAAUGUCCUCCUGGGAUGUGCAACCCCAACAGCGCGGAGCAAUGCAGCCCCUGUGGCAGGACAGCCAGGACCCCCACUCCCGCGACAACCGGGUGGCACGGCGAACAGAAGCCGUCCUCUACCAAGGAUUCCAGCCCUCUGAAGCCUGAAACACCCAAAGUCCUAAGCUCCCAGGAGCCCAGCUCACUGACGAUUUCCAGCUCCUUGCUGACACAUGAGCACACUGUCCCUUGGCAGACUUUUGCCCUGCCCCUGGUUCUGCUGGUUCUGCUCCUGACCUCAGCAGCUAUCCUCCUGUUCAUCCUGCAAAGGCACAGCCUCCGCCACCGCUACCCUGGCUUGGCUUCCAGAGACUCCAAAACCUCUAGAGGCUUUCUGGAGGCAUCAGAAGCAGAGCUGUCAAAUCUGACAUCGAAGCCCCUGUCUUGCCUGUUGGAUGAACUGGAGGUGCUGGAGGAGCUGAUUGUGCUGCUGGACCCUGAGCCUGGGCCUGGUGGGGCAUUGGCCUGUGGUACCACUCGACACCUGGCUGCAAAAUAUGGACUGCCUGCUGCCUGGUCCACCUUUGCCUACUCACUGCGACCCAGUCGCUCGCCUCUGCGUGCCCUGAUUGAGGUGGUGGUGGCAAAGGAGCCCUCUGCUUCUCUGGGCCAGCUUGGCAUACACCUGGCCCAGCUAGGGCGUGCAGAUGCACUGCAGGUGCUGUCCAAGCUUGCCUGAUCUGGGGCUCACCUGGCCUAGUAUGGGUCAAGUUUCCCUUGAAAUAAGUGCCUUCUGUUUCCUGAAGUCAUUAGGAUCCCUCUUGAAAUAGUCUUAAAUGGGUCAAGACUCAACAGACAUCUCAUCCUCCACUUCCUGACCUCCCUCCCCCAAGAAAAGGGGCCUUUCUAUCAUACACAUAGACCAGAUGUGGGAGAGCUGGCCUUGGGUGCCUCUGGGCAACCAGGGUCUGCUUUUGAGAAAAAUUGCCAUUCCAAGAGAGCUCACCCCCAGGCACCCAGCUGGGUUCUAACUUACAAUAUAUAGAACAUUUGUUGUUCUGAAGACAGACCCCACAACUUACUUCUAAUUCUGAACAAUGGCCUCUCACCUCCAUGAUGAGGCUAAUGGGCUUUCUUAGCUCAGAAUGGGUGUGGGGCACAGAGAAAUGGGAGCUCCGACCUGACCCCAGCACCAUACAAACUGGAAGACCACCUCUCCAAACAUUGACAGACUU